Triplophysa dalaica is the source of this 7797-nucleotide messenger RNA. It is a transcript of the gene taok1a, whose product is annotated as TAO kinase 1a. Bases 596 to 3661 code for a protein of 1021 amino acids. NCBI's taxonomy places the organism in Eukaryota, Metazoa, Chordata, Actinopteri, Cypriniformes, Nemacheilidae. The transcript has 20 exons. Gene Ontology annotation, molecular function: ATP binding; protein kinase activity. Gene Ontology annotation, biological process: execution phase of apoptosis; protein phosphorylation. The record is from RefSeq and is a predicted model, not a curated record.
UCAUUAAAAAGAUUCAAACGAAUGAUUCGUUGGCGAAUCGGACAUCAGAGGAGGGCAGAGAGAGAAAUCACAGCUACCACCAAAACAUGAUCACUACCACAAAGCCGAAACGCACCGGAUCAAAAAACGACAGCUUUCAGCAUUUCGGACCGAAACUGAGGUGUGGUCUCGGCGUCAGUUCGGGGGCUCUGUUUGGAGGACUCGUGUUUUCUCUCUGUUUUUAGCCGACAGGGAGUGGAUCUGUCUAAGACGCCAUCUUUAGCAUUAGAAGCCCGGGAGGGUGAAGAGUUCCUGGGGCCCCCGUUAACCAGCACCGGGCCGGAAGAGUUUCUGUACCGGACACUCAUGCUCGACAGCGAUCGGUUUUUCCUUGACUGAUUUUGGCUCGAUAGGUUUGUUUCUGUCUUCCGGGUUUGCCUGUUGUUGUGUUUGGAAGAGUUUUCCUGAUCUGGCUGCUCAUCCUGGCCUGUUGGGAGCGUAACGUGUUGGUCCGGAUGAGGCCACUGUCUUGCAGAUGAGCCAUCAGUGGGGGCUGUCGUGUGGCAGAUCCAGAUAGUAACUGGCUGCUGCGGCCCAGGCCCCGCCCCCUCCCAGCAUGCCCAACGCUGUUCGCGCGGGGAGCCUGAAGGACCCCGACAUCGCAGAGCUCUUUUUUAAAGAGGACCCCGAAAAACUCUUCUCAGACCUGAGGGAAAUAGGCCAUGGCAGCUUUGGCGCGGUCUAUUUCGCGUGGGAUGUUAGGACCUCCGAGGUUGUGGCCAUUAAGAAAAUGUCAUAUAGUGGGAAACAGUCCAAUGAGAAAUGGCAAGAUAUAAUAAAAGAGGUCAAGUUCCUUCAAAGGAUAAAGCAUCCAAACAGCAUUGAAUAUAAAGGAUGUUACCUGCGAGAACACACAGCAUGGCUGGUUAUGGAGUACUGUCUGGGCUCUGCGUCAGAUCUUCUGGAGGUACACAAGAAACCUUUACAAGAGAUGGAGAUAGCUGCGAUUACUCAUGGUGCUUUGCGGGGGCUGGCGUACCUUCACUCCCACAACAUGAUUCACAGGGAUAUCAAGGCCGGAAACAUCCUGCUCACAGAGCCUGGACAAGUGAAGCUGGCAGAUUUCGGGUCCGCGUCUAUCGCUUCUCCUGCUAAUUCUUUUGUUGGGACCCCUUACUGGAUGGCCCCAGAGGUGAUUCUGGCCAUGGAUGAAGGUCAAUAUGACGGAAAGGUCGACAUGUGGUCUUUAGGGAUAACUUGCGUUGAAUUAGCUGAAAGGAAACCUCCACUCUUCAACAUGAAUGCAAUGAGUGCCUUAUACCACAUCGCACAGAAUGAGAGCCCGUCGCUCCAGUCCAGUGAAUGGACGGACUACUUCAGAAAUUUUGUGGACUCAUGCCUCCAGAAGUUACCCCAGGACAGACCCAACUCAGAAGAACUUCUGAAACAUGCAUUUGUCCAGCGUGAGCGACCAGAGUCGGUGCUUAUUGACCUGAUCCAGCGCACCAAAGAUGCUGUGAGAGAGCUAGACAACCUGCAGUCCCGCAAGAUGAAGAAGCUCCUCUUCCAUGAGGCCCACAAUGGCCCUGCAGUGGAGGUCCAAGACGAUGAGGAGGAAGUGGAGCACAGUGUUGGCCGCACUGGCACGGUAAACAGUGUGGGAAGUAACCAGUCCAUCCCCAGUAUGUCCAUCAGCGCUAGCUCACAGAGCAGUUCUGUCAACAGUCUGCCUGAUGCCACAGAUGCCACCGACGACAACAAGAGCGAAGUAGAUCUGAUGGAAAAAGACCAGACCAUCAUACCCAACAGCACGCUGAUCCACAUCAAACCAGAUGAAGAGAGCUAUCAGGAAGAACCAGAGUCUCAAAAGCUGCCAGACGAGCCCAAGUCACCCCCAGCGCAAACUCCACGCCGCCAGUUCCGCAAUCGAGAACACUUCGCAACCAUCCGCACGGCGUCUCUGGUCACCCGUCAGAUUCAGGAGCAUGAGCAGGACUCUGAGGUUCGAGAGCAGAUGUCUGGCUAUAAACGUAUGCGCAGGCAGCACCAGAAACACCUACUGGCAUUGGAGAACAAGCUCAAGGGCGAGAUGGAUGAGCACAGACUCAAACUAGACAAGGAACUGGAGAACCAGAGGAACAGCUUUGCCGCAGAGAUGGACAAACUCGUCAAGAAGCACCAAGCCACUUUGGAAAAAGAUGCCAAGACUUUUACCUACGAUGAGAAGAAAUUCCAGCAGCACAUACAGAGCCAGCAAAAGAAAGAGCUCAGCAGCUUCCUGGAAUCUCAGAAACGAGAGUACAAACUGCGCAAAGAACAACUGAAAGAGGAAUUGAAUGAGAACCAAUCCACACCAAAGAAAGAGAAGCAGGAGUGGCUGUCCAAGCAGAAGGAGAACUUCCAGCACUUCCAGGCGGAGGAGGAGGCUAACCUUCUCCGUCGACAGAGACAGUAUCUGGACCUUGAGUGCCGAAGGUACAAACGGCGGAUUCUCAUCGCACGCCACAACGUUGAGCAGGAUCUCAUGAGAGAAGAACUCAACAAGCGUCAGACCCAGAAAGAUCUGGAGCACGCCAUGCUCCUCCGGCACCACGAGUCCAUGCAAGAGCUGGAGUUCAGGCACCUGAGCAACAUCCAGAAGAUGCGUGCGGAGCAGAUACGUCUGCAGCACCAGACCGAGCUCACCAACCAGCUGGAGUACAACAAGCGCAGGGAGAGGGAACUCAGACGCAAGCACGUCAUGGAGGUCCGACAGCAGCCCAAGAGCCUCAAGUCCAAAGAGCUUCAGAUCAAAAAACAGUUCCAGGAUGCAUGCAAGACCCAGACCCGACAAUACAAAGCCUUGAGAAACCACCUGCUUGAGAGCACGCCAAAACCAGAACACAAGACCAUGCUGAAGAGACUGAAGGAGGAGCAGACGAGGAAACUGGCAAUUCUUGCCGAGCAGUACGACCACACCAUCAACAACAUGCUCUCCACACAGGCUUUGCGCCUAGACGAGGCGCAGGAGGCCGAAUGUCAGGUGCUGCGCAUGCAGCUGCAGCAGGAGUUGGAGCUGUUGAAUGCGUAUCAGAGUAAGAUCAAGAUGCAGACGGAUGCCCAGCAGGAGCGAGAGAGGAAGGAGUUGGAGCAGAGAGUGUCUCUGAGGAGGGCUCUGCUGGAGACUAAGAUUGAAGAAGAGAUGUUGACCUUGCAGAACGAGCGCACAGAGCGGAUCCGCAGCCUACUGGAGCGGCAGGCCCGAGAGAUCGAGGCAUUCGACUCGGAAAGCAUGCGCUUGGGCUUCAGCAACAUGGUGCUGGCUAACAUCUCUCCUGAAGGCCUCAGCCACAGCUUCCCCGGGGCCCCGGCCAGCUGGAUCCCCCAUCAGCACUCGGAUAGUUCUCAGGGGACACAAUGGGGGGGCAGCAGCGGGUCAGGGUCCAGCCACCACUAUUACUCCGGUCAGGGAGGAGCGCAGGCUCAGGGAUGGAGUCAGGCCAUGCCCGGAGGUGGACUUCCACCGUGGGGCCACUCCUCGUCGGGUCCCCCAGGGGCCAUGCCAAAAAGCAGCGUGGUGAUGCGAAACAGCCCUCAAGCCAUUAGGAGGACCACCUCGGCGGGGCGCACUGAGCAGGGCAUGACUAGGAGCACCAGCAUCACAUCUCAGAUAUCCAACGGUUCGCACCUGUCCUACACAUAGACGCCAAUGCGUUUUUGCCAACCCUGAACAACCACAAACACACACAGGGUGGGGGAACGCACUGGCUCAGACGGGCACAGAGAGCAGAACUGGAUGCACUUGUCCACCCCGGCUCCCUCUGAUCUUUUCUUUCUUUUUCGUUUUUUCCCUGUAUGUUUCGUCCUCCUACAUGCAGAUUUGCAUGCAACCGUAAAUAUUGCUCAGGUCAGGAGGUAUUCUAACUCUACAUGAAACGUGUUUGAUAAGCAUGCAGAGCUAGAGUCACUUGAAAGGUAACUUGAGAUGUGUUUAGUGCUGAAGAUAUAUAGAGAGAGAGCUAUAUAAAAUAGAUGUUUAUUGAUUUCGUUCACUUAAUGUGUGGAUUAACAAACCAAAAGCAUGUUAAAAGGAAGUUGGACGUAAUUUUUUACAAUAAUUUAAGUUCUUGAAGAUUGUGGAAGUAUGAAGUGAACAGGGACACUUUUGCAAGAUAACAAACUAUAGGCCUGCUGUCAUGCUUUAGGAAAAGGAACAAUAAGGGGUUUGAAGAACAAGGAACAGAAAUCAGAAUGACAUGAGUAUGAGCAGUGUUUGUAUGUCUGUAUUAGGAAGAUGGUCAGGCAAUCUGUCGCAUUGAUUUUAAGUUUGUAAGUGUUAAAAUUGUCAGAUUUCAGUUUUGAGUUUACCUAUAUUAAGCAUUUUACUUUUUUAUCUGUUGAAUCAAAAACUUGACCAUAUAGACUUUUUCUAUAACGUUUUGUUUGCAGAAGAUUAGUGAGGUCAUGUUGCCCAAGAUGUGUGUUUUUGCCGUUUGCGAUUGAGGAUUCGAGGAAAUGUGCUCAUAUCUCCUGCGUGCUUCACUUUUUUUUGUCUGUACUUGAAUUAGGUCACAUGGUUUUGAGACCGUCAGUCUGUCGUGUCUCAGUCUUUGAUAAAUCCAUCCUUCAUAAAGUGAACCUAAUGUCAUCUGGAUUGGGUGUUAAUGUGACAUAAAGUAGUAUAUUUCAGAUGCAGUCCUACAUUACUUGAUAUUAAAUCAGUAUGCUUUUGGUUCGUUCGUGUUGCAUACAAGGAGCUAAAUGGUAUCAGAUCUAUGUUCAGUGCCUUGAAUGUGUUACUGGUUUGAAAAUUGGCACAUGCCACAGAUAUGAAUGUUUUUUUCUCCCAAAGUUAGAUUUAGUAUAAUUUUAAACCCCAGGUAGUGAACAGACGCUAAAUUUGUCCAGUGUCUCGGUGUAACAGAACAGAAGUAAUUGAUCAGGAGUAUGUGUGGGUUUGAGAGAAGCUGCAUGUUUGACUCAUGGAUGCUUGUGUGAGUGUGUGAAUACAUUUGGUUGCGUACAUACAGAUGGAUUUCCCAAUACUGUAAUACUAAACCCGUUUUGUUAAUACAUUUUCAAGGUGCCUUUUUGUAGCUGCCAAGCAGAAGCACUUUAAGGAAUAUUUUUACAGGUGUUUUGGAGUGCAGGUGUAUGUAGUGUGUUAUAACACUUGGUAAGUUUCAGACCCAAGUUUGUCCAGAUGUUUGCUGUUCAGGGUUCAAACAAAGAUCGUUAUGGUCACUUUAAGGAAGUGGUAGAUAUGAAAGGGUUUGUCAGUGAUUUUGGAAUUGUUUAUCAGAGGAAUCAAUUAAUCCUUGAAUGUACUUUGUCCUCCAUCAGGUUCGUGUUUUCGACACUUUGAGAUUGUAAAGAAUUGUGGGUGCAUGAUUGACUUCCUUUUCCCUGAAGGUCAUGACAGCAGGCUUUAUGUGAAACAUAACAAGCAAAACCCUUUCAGUGCAUUUAAACACCCUUGCGCUUGAUCCGAUGACUUUAAGACUAAAUAGCAAAGGUUGUUUUCAUUGUUUCGAGAAUACAUUACCAGUCAAAAGUUUGGACACACUGAACACAUCCCAGGUGGAAGUCUUGGCAAAGAUUGUAUGCGUUGAAUAAGCUGAAGAACCUAUCUUACUUUAUUUUUAUUAUUAUUUUAAUGUGGAAAAUAAUAACAUCAUCAAACAAGUGAAUAACACACAAUUAUGUACUGACCAAAGAUAAACAUCUUUGCUUCAAUAAAAUACAGAUCUGCGCACUGUGGCCCUUCUUUUAACCAGCUGUGUCCAAACUUUUGAUAAAACGAUUUAUAUGAAUCAAUAGCGACCCCAAAGAUAUAGAAAUAGCCAAAAAGUAAAUUCUAGUUUCUCCCUCGUUUGUUAACUGGUAAGCAAUUGAGAUGACCAAGCACAUGAAUAUCAUUUUUCUGUAGGUCUAACAGGGAAAUCUUUUAUGUUUUCAUUCCUCCCCUGCUUCUGUCCUCUGUGCCGCCCGUUCGGCAGGUGUCAGUGCCCAGCGUUCGGAGGAUACGAGAUGUGCUGCCGAUGCCCCUGCCUGCCCACACGGUUCCCCACUGCUUUAUCUGCCUCUAUGCCAUCACAUCACGCUAAGCUCAGUCUGGAUCCAGCCGUUUUUAGUAGAUGAAUGUCUAAAUGUACUUUCUCGGCCAAGCUAACUUCUAAGCGAGUUUGUCUAGUUUGUUCAUGCGACAUCCCUAUGACUGCAGGAAUUACUAUAAUGGAAAACCGUUCAUUCUUGUAAAAGUUUCACUCACGUUUUAACACUUCUGAUGGAGUACAUUACCCUCGCCCUAGUUCAAUUAUUGGUGAAGACGAAAUACUUCCUUGCAGUCCCCUCCCAAGUAGGAAGCACCUUUAAUCCCUUUAUUCCCUAAGAGCCUGAUUUACCAAAUGGAUCCAGCUCUAAUCCGAGAAUAGAAAGUGUACCGAUCUAAACUCUUUAGAGUCAUCAUCUAGGGGAAAGUGUUCAUAUUGUACAUUUGAGUAAAAGAUUUUAAAAAAGACAUUAAAGAUUCGAUGGUGGCACGGUUUCCACCCAUCGAGAAUCUAAAUAUAGACAAGUUUUAAAGAAAAAUCGUUAAUGUAAAACUAUGUACAUUGAGCUUUUAAGAUGUUAUCGGCCUGUGUACAUAGAGACUCACUCUGGGGCCUCGGAUAUGAACUUCAGGGAGUAGUGUGUGUUUACAUGUCAUCUCUACACACUUUCUGUUUUCCAUUUUUAUGAGAUCAUUUGUCUUUUGAUCAAGUGUCUGCACAUGCCACAGUGGGUCCUCAAACGCCUUCAUGCGGAAUCCUUCAUUUGUGUGAAGUUUGUAUAAGCAGGUGAACAAUCCAGAAUAUCUACUUUGGCUUCAAUUUAACAACAAAUGUGCAGAACAGAGCUGUUAAAAAUACAGCCAUAUUAUUCCGUUAUAAUUCUCCAAUAGAUCUGCAUUUGAUAUUUGGGUAAACCUUUUGUUUUUAACCAACAGACGAUCUCAUUAGUCCAGUUGUUGUUUGUUUUUAUGGUUGUUUUUAAGCAGACCUUCUGGGGGAGGACUUGGGUUGGCAUUACUCAUAAUUGUGAUAACUGUUUAUUUGUCAAACCUGCCAUCGAUAUAGAUUAAACAUCUUAUUUUUUCAUUUUAACCUAGUUUGAAACACUUGUCCUACUGACUGGAAUUAGGGGAUAUGUAAAUUAUACUGAUAUAUGAGAAAUACUAGAAUGACUUUUAUUAUAAAUAAUAAUCGAGGUUAAACCUCUGGUCAAACACUGUGCCAUUCCACAGCUGCCAAGCCCAAUCACUACUGCAUUGUGUCCUCUCCGGAGAAACCUAUUGACAGGUUAUAAAAAAGUGAUGUUACUAAGUUUUAAAGCAUCUGAACCCUUUGGCGCCAACACUACAGAGGAUUAAAAUGAGAAGGUAUAGAGAGGGACUGGUUUGAGGGGAAUGGCUACAUUUCUGUAAAGAACAUCAGUAUUCAUUUGCUGUGUUUGAGAUUUCAUACUAAUGUAGCCUACUACGUACAGAAUUGUUUUCGAGUAUGAGUAGUAUGCCAUUUCAAACGCACCCAUUGUUUUCUGGCUCAGCAUCACCACUAUAGCUUCAACGUAACCUGUAACAAAAUGUAUAGAUUGUGUAUCAUGUUAUUGAAUGUCUAAAAGAUUAUAAAAAAGUUUAAAAAUACAGAAUAAAUGGGUUGAAAUUGUAUUAAAGUAUUCUUGAAUCGGAGAAAAGUCUAGGGAUAAAUGAAAUAUUUUUUUCUUCUGUAUUACUAUUGUGUUGAUGGAGGAACACUGUUCAGAGGAUACGCUGUAAUAAAAGUACAUUUAGUACAACUA